AUGGGUCUUCUAGACAAGUUGUUCAACUGGGUGCUUACCCGCGAACAACGCGAGCGGCACUCCCGCGCCGUGUGGGAAAAGACUGUGUGCAAGUCUUCAUUCCCGGAGGUACCCGCAACACCAUACAACACCCCGACAACCCCACGAUCGGAGGCCAUGACCCCAUCACUAUCCUCUUCCUCCACAUCCUCCACAUCAUCGACCGCAUCAUCGGGCAUCUGCUCACCCGUACGGUCCAGACCAUCAACAUCGUACUCCACAUCGCCAAGGCCCGAGUACCGCCGCCACACAUCUAUAACCCGCAGCCCGAUCUCCUACGAUGCACUGAUUGACACUAAGCCCCCCGCCCCGGCUCCAUCCACCAAGCCCACUGCCACCACUACUUCACGAUUGCUAUACCCACUACCCCCGCUGGGCCCCAUGGAAGGGAUAGGCAAAUACCGUCGCUCGAUCCACGUAACGGAGCAAUUCAUCGACUCGUUACGCAGGGAUAACAUCGCCGCGCUGCAACCCCUCCCAUCCUCCGCCUCCUCCUCGCCGACCCACCCCACAUCGUACCUGACCGAAGACGAACCCCGUCAAGGACGAAGACUGUGGCGUGAUUGCCCUGGUAACAGAACGACUACCACCCCCCCGAGAGCGUACUCCACCUCUCCCACGAUCUUACCAGCUGAGGAGUCGCCAAAGCGACAGAGGAGCCUUCCCCCAAAAUGGAAGGCAGCGGCGGAAAUUGAAGUUGAGGAGGUGGUUAUUGUCGAGCCGGUCAGGAAGAGCGGGAGGGGUGUGCAGGGAAGGAAGAAGGUUCCUGGAGGAAGGGGCAAGCAGAGGGUUGGUGGAGGAAAGAGACAGCCAGCCGGUCCAUACCCACUGCCGAAGGCACCCAGAACCACUGGGCUUGGCCUCAAGAGAGUCCCACCAGGGAGGAAUAUGAGCGCUAGCAUGGAAACCCUCCUCUCUGGCGAAGAAUGAGGGAUGCGAGUGAUUGUUCGUGAAACGUUUAGCGUGUUCUUUUCUUUUCUGUCUUCAUUUACUUGCCACUUUAUUUCAUUCCGUAGUAUGUUUUUAUUCAUGCCUUUCAUUUGUUUGGGAAACGGACGGAUCAAGCUUAGCAUGGGGUGGGUGGGAAAUUUUUGGGCGUUUAUUUUCGUUUUCGUUUUCAUUUUUUGGGCGUUGCAUUUCUUUUUAUUUUUAUUUGGCAAACGAACGGUGAUGGCACUUCACGAUCACGACAUUUUGAACGAAAGACGAAUGAACGAAACGGAACGAAACCAAAGAUUAGUCUAAUAACAUGUAUUUUCAUUUUUUCUUCUAAUUUCCCAUUUUACGCUAAUCUUUUUUUUGUCCCCUUUCUCUCUUUUCCCCCUGUAACAGUUGGUCGUGGUGGGCGAAUUUUCUUUGGUUCGUCUUACCUACCAUAACCAUUUUAUUAUUAUAAUUGCUGUACCGUACAUACACACGACCUAAUAUACACACAAGCAAGAGAAGAAG
Tuber aestivum (summer truffle) is the source of this 1488-nucleotide messenger RNA. The record is from the annotation of a GenBank genome assembly. NCBI's taxonomy places the organism in Eukaryota, Fungi, Ascomycota, Pezizomycetes, Pezizales, Tuberaceae.